AUGUUGCGAAGACCACUCACUUCUAUAGAAAUAAAGGCUGAUGAUAUCGAUCAUAUGGAGAAGGUUCUGCUAGACUUGUAUCAGAAAAGGAUAAUGGAAAAGUACGGUUAUCAAAGAGGGUACAAUAACGCUCAGAAUAAGAGGAAGGUGUUCAAAGAUGAUGACAGUGAAGAUAUCGUGGAAACCACAAAGGAAGAGCUACAAAACGUAUGUUCUGACUUCGGCGCUUUCACUGACAUCAUACUCCCUCCCUCCAAGAAGAUGCCCAAACGCAUUGCCGGCUUUGCUUUUGUUCAGUUCAAGACGAGAGAAUCUGCUGAGAAAGCCAAAGAUUAUUUUAACUCCAAUAAGUUCCAGGGACGGAUGGUAGCCGCCGAUUGGGCACUACCAAAGGAUACGUCGAAAAAAUUUGAGAAACCUUCUGUUAGUACUCUGAAUAGUGAUGAUGAAGGUGGAGAGGAUGAUGAAGAAAUGAGGACGAAGAAAUUUGAGAAACCUUCUGUGAGCACUCUGAAUAGUGAUGAUGAAGGUGGAGAGGAUGAUGAAGAAAUG
Messenger RNA from Strongylus vulgaris, 552 nucleotides. NCBI's taxonomy places the organism in Eukaryota, Metazoa, Nematoda, Chromadorea, Rhabditida, Strongylidae. The record is from the annotation of a GenBank genome assembly.